Messenger RNA from Vicia faba (fava bean), 1392 nucleotides. The record is from the annotation of a GenBank genome assembly. NCBI's taxonomy places the organism in Eukaryota, Viridiplantae, Streptophyta, Magnoliopsida, Fabales, Fabaceae.
AUGAAAAACCUCUUCUCUCUCCUCUUCUUCCUUUCCUUCUCCACACUCUCCGUCUUCUCCCACCUCUUCUCCCCUCCCGACAACUACCUCAUCAACUCCGGUUCCACCUCCCCCACCACCCUCCUCAACAACCGUCCUUUCACCGCCGAACACUCCCUUUCUUUUUCCACUUCCUCACACCCCCUUUUCAUCAAAAACCAAAACCCACUUCCCAAUUUACCCCAAAUCUACCAUACCGCCAGGGUUUUCACUAAACCUACAAAAUACUCAUUUCCAAUCAAACAAAAAGGUACCCACAUCAUCCGUUUCCAUUUUCACGCCUUCAAUUCAUCGAAUCUCGACCUGGGUCGCGCUAAAUUUAACAUCUUGGUUGAUGGGUAUGUUGUUUUGAGCGAUUUCACUCGUUUUGUUGCUUCCAGUACAAGAAACCCUAGGGUGGUUGAGUAUCUUAUAUGGGUUGAUUCUGAAAAGCUUGUGAUCGUGUUUGUACCUAGUAAAGAUUCGGACUUUGCGUUUGUCAAUGCUAUUGAGGUGAUUUCUGCACCUACAGAUCUUAUUCCUGAAACAGCACAGUAUUUGAUGACUUCAGGGAAUUUGAAGAGUUUUCAUGAUUUGAACAAGCAAGCUCUUGAGGUUGUGUAUAGGGUCACUGUUGGAGGUCCUAAAGUUACGCCUUUUAAUGAUUCCUUGUGGAGGACUUGGGUUCCUGAUGAAGAGUUUCUCAAAUCAAGUGUUGGGUCUGAGAAGUUUUACUUUGGUGGUAGGAUCAAUUAUCAUGUUGGAGGUGCUAGUCGCGAGGUUGGACCGGAUAAUGUCUAUAACACUGCUAGGUUGAUUAGAAGUAAGAAUGAUUCUGUGCCGAAUGUUAAUAUGACUUGGGUUUUUCCUAUUAUGGGUGGAUAUAAGUAUCUCGUUAGGUUGCAUUUCUGUGAUAUUGCUAGCAUUUCAGGUGGUUUAUUAUAUUUCAAUGUAUAUGUGAAUGGUUAUUUGGUUCUUGAAGAUUUGGAUAUCUCUUAUGUUACGAGUUCGCUGGCUUCCCCGUAUUAUGUUGACUUUGUUGUCGAUGGAGAGAGUAGUGUAGGGGCUUUGAGUGUUGGUAUAGGUCCUUCAAAGAGCAGUCUUCCGCACGUCAUUGUAGGUAUGUUGAAUGCUGUUGAGGUUAUGAAGUUGAACAAUCGAUACAAGAGUCUUGAUGGAGAUGUUUGUGCUGAUUUUGUUCUUAAGAGCCGCCGGUCACGUGGAAAUACUGGUAUUUUUCUUACUAUGGUGGCUGCUGUAUGCAUUGUGUUAAGCUUAUCCAUAGUGAUUCGUAGAAGGAUCAUUGAGUCCAGGGAAUCUGUAUCAUGGUCAAGGUUACCUGUGAGUUCAUCUGAGGAUAAUGUCAAGUCUUAA